Messenger RNA from Mesorhabditis spiculigera, 759 nucleotides. The record is from the annotation of a GenBank genome assembly. NCBI's taxonomy places the organism in Eukaryota, Metazoa, Nematoda, Chromadorea, Rhabditida, Rhabditidae.
AUGCAGCGGCAACAUUGCCACACCAAUGCGUUUUGCGGGAACCUCGUCAGAAUGGGCGAGCCGGAGGAGAAGCGUGCCCGUCUCGAAGUCGACUACCUGCUGAACCAGGCUCCCGAGGAGAAGCGACGCAUGAUCAAGCAGAUCGACGAGAUCCAGAGCCACGUCGACAACCUCAAUGAGCAGGCGUCCGAGGAAGUCAUCAAGAUCGAGCAAAAAUACAAUCAGCUCCGCCGGCCCCAUAUGGAAAAGAGGACAAAGCUCCUCAAGGAAUUCCCCCAAUUCUGGCCGAUGGCGCUCCUCAACCAUCCCCAAAUCGCUGCCCUGGUCGCCGAGGACGAGGAAGAUGCACUGAUGUCUCUAGCUGCUAUUGAGAUUGACGAGGCCGACGACAUCAAAAGCGGCUACAAAAUCACUUUCCGGUGGAAGGAGAAUGAAUAUUUCGAAAAUGACUCGAUGACCCGUGAAUAUUUCUUGGGUGGAGACGAGCCGGGUUGCAAGAUCACCCAGAUCCGCUGGAAGGAGGGGAAGAAGCUUGGAAAGAGUUCGGAUCGCAAUGCCCCAUUCACAUUCUUCGCGUGGUUGGACACGAACCUCGAGCCGGCGGCCGAUGAUAUUGCCGAGGUGAUCAAGGACGAUAUUUGGCCGAACCCUCUGCAAUACUAUCUUGUCCCUGAGACGGUUGAAGUUGAUGAUGAAGUUGAGGAUGAGGAGGCCGAGGAUCUGGAGGAGGUUGAUGACGAAUCCUGGACGGAGAAUAAA